Messenger RNA from Schistocerca cancellata (South American locust), 639 nucleotides. Its product is annotated as proton-coupled folate transporter-like. The record is from RefSeq and is a predicted model, not a curated record. Bases 1 to 639 code for a protein of 212 amino acids. NCBI's taxonomy places the organism in Eukaryota, Metazoa, Arthropoda, Insecta, Orthoptera, Acrididae. Gene Ontology annotation, cellular component: membrane. Gene Ontology annotation, biological process: transmembrane transport. The transcript has 4 exons. Gene Ontology annotation, molecular function: transmembrane transporter activity.
AUGAAGUCUGUGGUUGACGUCGCAAUUCCGAAAGAAGCGAUGUCUGAUGAGAAGAGAAGCGUGGAGGAUGAGCCUGCAGAAGAGUCUCCAGCACCCGCAGUGAAGUGGUGGCGCAUCCGUCCGACGGUGGAGCCUCUGGUGCUGCUGUUCAUGUUCUCCUACGUGGUUUCGAGCACGGUGGUCAGCGGGCUCUUCCUGGAUCGCGUGUGCGGCUCCAGCGACCCCAACGUGUGUACCAACGAGGAUCGCGCCUACUCCACCACGCUCACCGCCUGCAAAGGCAUCAUCGAGGCAGUCAUGCCGGCCGUUGUGUCGCUCUUCAUCGGCAGCUGGAGCGACAAGUUUGGACGGCGUCCCAUCUUCAUCUGGUCCUUUGCCGGGAACACCAUCUGCUUUGGCUUGUUGUCUGCCCUGUCUGCGAUUCCAGGCCUAGCGCCAGAGUGGUUGCUGAUGCCGUCCAUAGCAGCCACCUUCAGUGGCGGCCUGAUGAACCACAUGGCUGUUGCCAACGUCUACAUUGCUGACAUCAGCCCUGUGGGGCAGAAGGAGCUCAGGCUGGGAAUACUGGACGCGUCGCAGUACUCGGCCAUGAUGCUGGCGUCAGGUCUGUCCACGCCGCUGUUCGUGGGCCUCAACUAA